Messenger RNA from Grus americana (Whooping crane), 1449 nucleotides. RefSeq names its product RNA binding motif protein 42 (gene RBM42). The record is from RefSeq and is a predicted model, not a curated record. Lineage: Eukaryota; Metazoa; Chordata; Aves; Gruiformes; Gruidae. Gene Ontology annotation, molecular function: mRNA binding. The coding region runs from base 51 to 1424 and encodes 457 amino acids. The transcript is spliced from 10 exons.
AGUCGCUUCAACUCUCCGGCUUCCCCCCCCCCGCCCUUUCAGGACCAACAAUGGCGGCGGCGGCACCAACCGCGGCGGCUCCGCCGGUUUCAAGCGGACCCGGGGCUUCGGCUUCGGGAACCGGGAACGGAACUGCGGCGGGGAAUGGAGCUACGGCGGCGGCGGCGGCGGGGCCCGGUCCGGCAACGGCGAAGAGCGGGGAGGAGCGGCUGAAGGAGAUGGAGGCCGAGAUGGCGCUGUUCGAGCAGGAGGUGCUGGGCGCCCCCACCCCCGCCCCCCCCGCCGGGGACCCGGUGCCUUUGGCCGUGCCCCCCGUCACGCCCGUCCUGCGCCCCAUCAUCGCCACCAACACCUACCAGCAGGUCCAACAGAGCCUGGAAGCGCGAGCGGCCGCCGCCGCCACCGUCGUCACCCCCAUCGUGGCCCCCCCGGUGCCGUUCGUGGGACCAGCCGUGUCACCGCAGAGGCCGCCCAUCUUGCGCCCCGCUUUCGUCCCCCAUGUCCUGCAGAGAUCCGCCGGCCCACGGGCGCUGCCCCUUCGCCCCCCCCCGGGUGCCAUGGUUGGCCCCGCCCUGGGCGGAGCCCCGGCCCCACCCUUACUGCUGGCCCCGCCCCUCCAGCGCCCUCCCCCCGCCCCUUUGGGGGGGCCCCUGCGACCCCCCGCCCCCGUGGGGGGAGGGGCGGCGGUGAGCGCCCUACCCCCGCUGGCGGCCGGGCCCCGCCCCGUUUUGGGCCCCCCCAAGAUCAACCCCAGCGUCAUCCAGGCCGCCCCCACCGUCUACGCCGCCCCUCCCCCCAAAAAAACCCAGGAAGAGCCCCCCCCGCCGCGGGUGGCUCCGCCCCCCGAGGAGAACAGGAUUGGUCCUUGCCUCCCCGUGGGACCGCCCCCGGCCCCGCCCGGCCCCCCUGAGCCCCGCCCAGGGCCCGCCUUGGCCACGCCCACGCCCCGCCCCCGGAGGCCACGCCCCCCCGAGCCGCCCUUUCUGGCGCCUGAGGUGGGGGUGGAGCCAGCGGCGGAGGACAAGAAGAAGGGGCGGGGCGAGCGGCUGAAGCGCUGCAUCCGCACGGCGGCCGGGAGCAGCUGGGAGGAUCCCAGUCUGCUGGAGUGGGACGCUGACGAUUUCCGCAUCUUCUGCGGCGACCUGGGCAACGAGGUGAACGACGACAUCCUGGGCCGCGCCUUCGGGCGCUACCCCUCCUUCCUCAAGGCCAAGGUCAUCCGGGACAAGCGGACGGGGAAGACCAAGGGCUACGGCUUCGUCUCCUUCAAGGACCCCAACGACUACGUGCGCGCCAUGAGGGAGAUGAACGGGAAGUACGUGGGCAGCCGGCCCAUCAAGCUGCGCAAGAGCAUGUGGAAGGACCGGAACCUGGAGGUGGUGCGCAGGAAGCAGCGGGAGAAGAAGAAACUGGGCCUGAGAUAACCCGGACUGGGAGGGACUGGGAGGG